UUGCUCCUGAAAGGGAGGAGCAAUGCCCUCAAACACAGGUGUAACACUAGCCAGGCAGACAUAGUUUCUAGGUGAAGAAAGUCUACAGACCAUUUGAACAAUAAGAAAAGACGUCAUGCAGCCCUCUAACGUCUGUUGGUCCUUGACGAUAUGGAUGGUCCAGCUGGCCUUGACUGUUCUCACUGUUCAAGCUAAAAACUGUACCAAACCCAUAGGAGGGCCAAACAUGGUUUUGUCAGAUGCCUUCAUCACACAAGAGACAUUUGUAGAUGGCGCAAAAGUCACUUUUCAGUGUGCAAUUGGAUAUGUCAGUACAGGAUGGUCUCCGCCAGUCACCUGUACUGCUGGCGUGUGGAGUGAAGUGAAACUGAAAUGCGAAAGGAAGUCGUGUGGCAACCCAGGAGAAGUGAUGAACGGCCAGUUUAAUAUCUCUGGGGGGAUCUUGUUUGGAGACCAGGUAGUUGCUACCUGUAACACUGGCUAUGUGCUUGUGGGCAGCGGUGUAAGGACCUGUAUGGAUGGAGGCUGGGAUGGCAGAGUUCCUGUAUGUGAAGUGGUGAAGUGUGGAAAGCCCCCAGACAUUGUCAACGGUGGGCCUGUUGUCCCACCUGAUGAUACGUAUGACUAUGGAAGUGUAGUGCAAUAUGACUGUGAGAAGGAUUACACUCUGGUUGGAACUAAAUACAUAACCUGCAGUGAGAAUGGAGAAUUCCAGCCAGCUCCACCUGAGUGUAAAAUGGUGUCAUGUCUUCCUCCUGUUGUUGAGAAUGGCGUUCGGAUUGAAGGCCGUCCCCCCUAUACGUACAUGUCUUUUGUGACGUAUAGGUGUAAUGCUGGAUAUGAGAUGGAGGGACAAGCCAGUCUGACCUGUAAAAUAGAAGGCUGGUCAGCUCCUUACCCAACAUGCAAAGCUAAAAACUGUACCAAACCCAUAGGAGGGCCAAACAUGGUUUUGUCAGAUGCCUUCAUCACGCAAGAGACAUUUGUAGAUGGCACAAAUGUCACUUUUCAGUGUGCAAUUGGAUAUGCCAGUACAGGAUGGUCUCCGCCAGUCACCUGUACUGCUGGCGUGUGGAGUGAAGUGAAACUGAAAUGCGAAAGGAAGUCGUGUGGCAACCCAGGAGAAGUGAUGAACGGCCAGUUUAAUAUCUCUGGGGGGAUCUUGUUUGGAGACCAGGUAGUUGCUACCUGUAACACUGGCUAUGUGCUUGUGGGCAGCGGUGUAAGGACCUGUAUGGAUGGAGGCUGGGAUGGCAGAGUUCCUGUAUGUGAAGUGGUGAAGUGUGGAAAGCCCCCAGACAUUGUCAACGGUGGGCCUGUUGUCCCACCUGAUGAUACGUAUGACUAUGGAAGUGUAGUGCAAUAUGACUGUGAGAAGGAUUACGCUCUGGUUGGAACUAAAUACAUAACCUGCAGUGAGAAUGGAGAAUUCCAGCCAGCUCCACCUGAGUGUAAAAUGGUGUCAUGUCUUCCUCCUGUUGUUGAGAAUGGCGUUCAGAUUGAAGGCCGUCCCCCCUAUACGUACAUGUCUUUUGUGACGUAUAGGUGUAAUGCUGGAUAUGAGAUGGAGGGACAAGCCAGUCUGACCUGUAAAAUAGAAGGCUGGUCAGCUCCUUACCCAACAUGCAAAGGUAAGACUGAUUUCACUGUUUGUUAUUUAACACACUUUAGCCUAAUAUUUUACGUGAUUACGGCAAGUGGAUAUUUAGAGAAAUUCGUCUACGUAGGUGGCGAUCUGAAAAAAACUACAGUACAAGCAAACCAAACAAUCCAGGAAAUUGUGUGCUGCUGCUUGUUGCAGGAAAAUAAUGUCAUGCAGCCCUCUAACAUCUGGCCCUUGACUAUAUGGAUGGUCCAGCUGGCCUUGACUGUUCUCACUGUCCAAGCUAAAAACUGUACCAGACCCAUAGGAGGGCCAAACAUGGUUUUGUCAGAUGCCUUCAUCACACAAGAGACAUUUGUAGAUGGCGCAAAAGUCACUUUUCAGUGUGCAAUUGGAUAUGUCAGUACAGGAUGGUCUCCGCCAGUCACCUGUACUGCUGGCGUGUGGAGUGAAGUGAAACUGAAAUGCGAAAGGAAGUCGUGUGGCAACCCAGGAGAAUUGAUGAACGGCCAGUUUAAUAUCUCUGGGGGGAUCUUGUUUGGAGACCAGGUAGUUGCUACCUGUAACACUGGCUAUGUGCUUGUGGGCAGCGGUGUAAGGACCUGUAUGGCUGGAGGCUGGGAUGGCAGAGUUCCUGUAUGUGAAGUGGUGAAGUGUGGAAAGCCCCCAGACAUUGUCAACGGUGGGCCUGUUGUCCCACCUGAUGAUACGUAUGACUAUGGAAGUGUAGUGCAAUAUGACUGUGAGAAGGAUUACACUCUGGUUGGAACUAAAUACAUAACCUGCAGUGAGAAUGGAGAAUUCCAGCCAGCUCCACCUGAGUGUAAAAUGGUGUCAUGUCUUCCUCCUGUUGUUGAGAAUGGCGUUCGGAUUGAAGGCCGUCCCCCCUAUACGUACAUGUCUUUUGUGACGUAUAGGUGUAAUGCUGGAUAUGAGAUGGAGGGACAAGCCAGUCUGACCUGUAAAAUAGAAGGCUGGUCAGCUCCUUACCCAACAUGCAAAGCCCUUCUGACUACCACAAAGCCAACUACUACAAAGAUGACCACAAUCCAAGAUCGUGUACCCCGUCCCACUGAUCUAACCCCAAAGGCCAACGACAACACUGGGGUAAUAGCAGGCUGUGUUGUAGGUGGACUUGCCAUUAUUUGUGGUGCAGUAUUUGCAGUCUACAAAUUUAAACAAAGCUCUCGAGGUGGCUACUCAUCAAAUGUGGCCACUAAAAUCUCUGAAGAGAAUGAGUUGUAGCAUCCUCUGCCAUGUGCCAAGCAGCCUAAUUUGCCUUAGUCGUCUCCUGCUUCAUUGAGAAAGGAGUCAGAACUGGCUGCUGUGACGGUGCCUCCGAAUCAUCUACUCUCCCAUUUGGAAGCUUGUGCAUAAGGAGUGUCCUUGAUUAGAUAAUAACUAUUCAUGUUUCCAGUGUACUUCAUAUAUCACUUUUUCUUAAUCUAAGCCUGCCUCAUCUCAUUGCCUACAUUCUGAUGUUAAAAGUCCCACAUAUGUAUGGAAGCUGCUCUUUAGAGCGACCAUGCAUCACAAAGCCAGUUUUACCCCCUCUGAAAUAAGAAGAUUUAAGGAAAUCAUAUCCUUUGCAAUAUAAAAAAACUCACAAUAUAUCAUGCCGUUUGACACCAAUGUCUUGAUAAAGUCAUACCACCAAAGGUCAAAACUGGUUUCAUAGACUAGGUUGCAGAUGUGUUGAAUGUAACCUGGAGUUCAUGAACAAAAUCUGGUUCGGGGAAUCAAUGGGCGCUCACGAACUUUAGCUCUAAUCAUUGGCCUUGGUCUUUAACUGUGUAAAUGUCAGGUUCAUUUAAAAAGGUUGGUUUUAUAAGGAGACCAUGGAAUUGAUGUAGUAUACUUAUUUUGUAAAGUGUGCUAGUUCUUUGAGGGAUCAAGGACUCAUGAUCCAGCUUUGGAAUCUUUAUUUGCACUUAUAGCCUAUUUGCAUUGUCUUGGAGUUAUAUUGUAGAUAAGACCAUGAAAGAUUUAUUUAAAAGAAUGUAAAUGCAUCUUGUUUUAAUGAAGUUAAAUGGGGAAAAAUACAUGCUUACAAUGUUAUGUCUAUUUUCAGAGAUGAGUCAUGUUUCUGUGACACAUUUUCCCUCUAAACUGUUCUAGAUUUGUGUGUAAUUGGCUCACAUUGCAUGUGUAAGAAUACCUGGGAACUGAUUUAAGCAGAUUGCGCAAAUGUAUUGGAGAUCUGCUAUUCAACCACUUGUAAUAUAACAUCCACCAUACCCAACAGUUGAAUUACUGCCUUGAGUAAAUGUACAUAGUGACGUUAACCACAGUGCAAGACUAUCUGGGUCGUGGUGUUCUAUAGGAAAGAAACCUGCAGCUCUCUGUAAUAUCAGGCUCAGCUUAGUGCAUUUUGAACGCUCAAUGUGCUCUGGAUUCUUCACUAUGCCUUGUAAUGAAGAAUAUUUUGGAGUUUGAUGUCUAUUGUAUAGCCUACAGUGACUUUGCUUUAUUCUGAUCAAUGUACCCUACUAAGCAGCGCGGUGUUCAACAUAUCCAAACAAGACAACCCCACUUGCCAUGUUUUCAAAAUGGAAUGAAAAUACAUGUUCCAGAAUGUCGUCUUUCACUUGAUCUUUGAAACUACUAUUUCCAACAGAGUAAAAUGUAUUCAUGUGUUUUUGAAGUAUUCUGUAGUGGCUCUAUUCAAUCUGUAUUGCUGAAGCAUUACAGAUUGCACAAUGUAAAGGUAAUUUCUGAUUGGUUGACAUGCAGCGUUUACUGGGAAUGCAGUCGCUGCUAAAGCUGGAACAAUAUCUUUAUUUUAAUCACGCUUCCUAUACGCUGUACUUGUCUUUGGUGUCAGUGUGUCUGUAAUCUGUUAAAUUCAGUGUGGGACCACAUCUUAUGUUGUGGUUAGCCAGUUAUGAAAAAUAUUUUUAGCACUUGUUUGUACAUUAAGUUAAUCAAUUAAACAGCAAUCAUUUUAACAUGAA
Molecule: messenger RNA, 4557 nt
Organism: Oncorhynchus masou masou (cherry salmon)
Lineage: Eukaryota; Metazoa; Chordata; Actinopteri; Salmoniformes; Salmonidae
Product: C4b-binding protein alpha chain-like
Exons: 24
Coding region: 116-2848 (910 amino acids)
Source: RefSeq, a predicted model, not a curated record